AUGGUAACGGCCUGUGCGUGCACUCCUCUCCUGGCUGCUGUGAUGUGGCUUCUAGCCUGCUCUCGGACGAGAGCCACUGUGGAGCAGGCUCUCUCUCCAGAAUGCCGCGAGUUCCUGUACGUGGGCAGGGCACCCGUGGGGCUAGAGGACCACUCGCUGGUGAAGAUCUGCCAGCGCUACAACAAGAAGCCCCGCUACGUCACCCUAUACAACACCAAGGACCACGUGAGAGUUUACUCUGCCUACACCUUCCAUGGCUCUGACGAGGAGAAGAUGGUAGACGUCCCGCGAAUGUAUGAACCGCAGCUGUCCACCUCUUUGGACACAGGUGAAAUGCAGCCCUUCCCACGUGGCUACGUGCACCAGAACUUUGAAGAUGCUCAGGCAGUCCUGGAGGACUAUGCCAACGUUGUACUCUAUGAGCGGGGGCACCUGAACCCCGACGAACACCAGGCCACACCCGACGACAAAGCGGCUACCUACACGCUGACCAACGUGGUGCCCCAGGUGCGGGAGUUCCACAAAGGCCCAUGGAAGGCCCAGGAGCGCGUGGUCCGCCGCCGGCUCAACAACUACUGCCGGGGCACAGCCUACGUGGUGACGGGCAUCACUACCUCGGCCAACAUGAUCCGUAGGCACAACAUCGACCGGGUGGCCAUCCCCACUUACAUGUGGUCCGCCUACUGCUGCAUCGAAUACGACCGCAACGCACCAUAUGACGAGCGCUACAGGUUCCCCGCCUUCGCCCACUACGGACUCAACGACAAGGAGAACAACGAGAUUGUGGAGCUGUCUGUCCCCAAGCUCGAGGAAUUCCUGAAGAAGUCCACAUUUGUGGACAAAAACUUCCAAGUAUUUGCUGAGCAAUGUGUGCUCCCUGGAUCCACCUUGUCCUAG
Electrophorus electricus (electric eel) is the source of this 897-nucleotide messenger RNA. RefSeq names its product endonuclease domain-containing 1 protein-like. Gene Ontology annotation, molecular function: hydrolase activity; nucleic acid binding; metal ion binding. NCBI's taxonomy places the organism in Eukaryota, Metazoa, Chordata, Actinopteri, Gymnotiformes, Gymnotidae. The record is from RefSeq and is a predicted model, not a curated record.